ACCAGUGCGUCGGUACGACUUAAACAGUAUUAAGUAGAGUUUUAUGGAGUUUUUAUGGCACAUAACUCAGCUGUUUUACUUCACCUGAUAAGUUUUAUCUUAGAAUUAACAUUACCUACUGAUAAGCGACUAGAGUGCGAUCAAUAGCCACUUGCCAGAUUGUCGUCAAAUUUGGUUUUUCCAAUGGCUGUGAUUUAUUUAUGUCCUGCUGAUAAGAGUUUGGCGUGUUGCUGGGAGGGGUGUGUCGGUGAAAUCAAACAACAUUUUGAAAACGAACACAAUGGGUUGUUGUUUCGUACCAACAAUAUUGAAAUCGAUCUCGAUAAGUUACCAGAGAACAAACUACUAUACCUAGAAGAGGAACUAUUUCUGAUGCAAAAUUGCAUCGAUAGGGACAAACUCAUAGUUAAAUUGAGAUACCUCGGGUCGAACGAAGCAGCUGCCAAAAUGAACUACGACCUAUCCAUUGCAGUCAACGAAAUCUCCUAUCGGUACAACCCUGGAUUUUUUUCAACAGUAGUACCAACGACACAAGGCUGGGAAAUCAACCUAGAUUGUCUAAAGAGAUUCCACGCAGAAGUGAAAACCGUCACUUGCAAAAUAAUUCUAGAAGAAAUCUUCACCCAAAAGAGACGAAGCUCCGACACUUCUCUGAAAAUCAACAACAAAUUUGUCGAAAGUAACGCAAUUGACACAACCGUGGCCGAAAUGUUACACGACUUGACGUUCCUAGAAGACAAAAUCCAAAAACUACACCAACAAAAAAGCCAAGAAAGAACCCCAACUGAAGAAAGUUUGCUAGAAAUGUUAGACGGUUUGGCGUUCCUUGAAGACAAAAUUAAAUCGAAACACAGUGGUGACGAAAGCGACGACAAAAAACGCGAAAGUGGCGACUACAUGGAUAGAAUAAGCCAGUUGAACCUGUCCAUGCUGGAAGAACCCUUCACCGAGAAGUACGAAGAAUACAAAAACGAGUACCUCUCCGACUCACUACCUAACAUCCCCGAAGAACUCAACCUGUCUUGUUCCACCUGCCAUUUAGACAUGCUCCCACCCAUCUACCUUUGCGCCAAUGGUCACAACGUCUGCUCUUGGUGCAAGAGCAAACCGUGCAAACUUUGCAAUGGUACUGUGACCAUCACCAGAAAUACCCAUCUGGAAAACAUCAGCAGAACCCACUUGCACCAGUGUCGGUACUCCCCCGAAGGGUGCAGCGAACGACUCCUCUACAACGAAGUCCGCGCCCAUGAAGCCAAGUGCAACUUCUGCAAAUACAAGUGCAUGUGCGACUGUCCUUACGAAGGCAAGUUUAAGGAAUUUUCGAACCACUUGAAGAUCCUCCACAGUAGUGUGAAGAUCGUCCAACACCCGAAAGCCGAUUUUCCCAAAAAUUCGGAGCUCUAUAUUGUCCACAACACUGUCGGAAUCUUCCACUGUAAGUCGGAGAUUGUAGACGAUUUUCUGAUUUGGAGGGCGACGUUUUGCGGGCCGAGUGAGAGGCAGUUUUUUUGCGAGAUUGCGUUCAAAGGGAGCAAGUAUAAGGAGCCGAUUUUUUUGAAAAGGAAGGGGAAUGUUUACGAAAUUAGGAAACCGCUGGCGGAGUUGAAGAAGAACAAGGCCAAGGAGAAAUACGCAGUGUUGACUAUUACGAGCUAUGAUAGUUAAUUUAUUGCAAUUAUAAAUGAUGAAUAAAAUAUUUAUGACGUG
Zophobas morio is the source of this 1707-nucleotide messenger RNA. RefSeq lists its product as uncharacterized. The record is from RefSeq and is a predicted model, not a curated record. Lineage: Eukaryota; Metazoa; Arthropoda; Insecta; Coleoptera; Tenebrionidae. Bases 184 to 1665 code for a protein of 493 amino acids. Gene Ontology annotation, molecular function: ubiquitin conjugating enzyme binding; ubiquitin protein ligase activity; zinc ion binding. Gene Ontology annotation, cellular component: cytoplasm. The transcript has 2 exons. Gene Ontology annotation, biological process: proteasome-mediated ubiquitin-dependent protein catabolic process; multicellular organism development.